AUGAGAGUGUUUCUGGUUAUUUGUUUCGCACUAAUAACUAUAAAGACCACCCACAAUGCAUUAGAAACACGAAUCGACGGUGGUCAAGAAGCCAUUCCCCAUUCCAUCCCAUAUCAAGUGUUUCUUCAAGUGUUUACCACUAGCACAGGAUGGUACUGUGGAGGAGUACUAAUUUCAGCGAAUUAUGUCCUCACAGCAGCACAAUGCAUUCACUCUACCAACAUCGCUUAUGUGUUCUUAGGAGUUCACAAUCUAACACAACAAGAAGACACACACGUAUUCAAAAUUAGCAAUGAACUGAUUAUACAUCAAAAUUUUAAUAUUUCCAACUGGUCGAAUGACAUAGCUCUUAUCAAACUACCAGAAAGUGUGGAAUUUACGGAUGCCAUUCAACCAGUGGCUUUACCAAGACGGAGCGACGUAGACAAUUAUUUUGUGGGUGCUAUUGGUAUUGCCAGUGGAUGGGGCUUGACUGAUUUUCAGGAAGAUUAUCUUUCUGAUGUUUUAAAUUAUGUCGAAGUGAAGGUAAUCACAAACAGGGACUGUCAUUUUCAAGAUGGUGAGUCGGUUGUUGAUAGCAUGUUGUGCACUUCUGGUUUAAACCACAGAAGUACCUGUAUCGGGGACAAUGGUGGGCCUCUGGUUGUAGAUGGUGUUUUCAUUGGUAUCAUUUUUUAUCACCCAGAGUUAUGUGGCGAUUCUGAAGCACCAUCAAUAUAUACAAGAAUCACGAGUUUUUUAAACUGGAUUGAAGAAAAUAGUGACGUUAUAAUUGGAUGAGUUGCAUUAAAAGA
Molecule: messenger RNA, 794 nt
Organism: Zophobas morio
Lineage: Eukaryota; Metazoa; Arthropoda; Insecta; Coleoptera; Tenebrionidae
Product: chymotrypsin-like
Exons: 2
Coding region: 1-780 (259 amino acids)
Biological process (GO): proteolysis
Molecular function (GO): serine-type endopeptidase activity
Source: RefSeq, a predicted model, not a curated record